AUGUCCCUCGAACAUAACCCCCAAAAUGCCCCUCCAAUCCCAGACGCCGAUACAUACAAAGAAGUCGCCGCACCCUACCCACCCCGUCCAACAAUCGAACACAGUCUCAACGACGACUGCACCCUGCAAGUCAAUGACCAGGACUGCACGCUAGAAUUCAGUGACCGGGACUGCAACCUGGCACUGAGCCAAUAUCCCGACGACAAGCGAGCGGAGUCCGGAAUUGCAGCUGUCGCUGCAGCUGGAAAUGGAGGCCAAGCAGAUGGGAGACUGUCGGCGAUAGAGGCGAAACACGAGCAGGAUCCGGAGAUCGAGUCUAUGACGGGGACGGUGAAGAGGCAUAGGUCUCAUCGGCGGGAAUGGAUUAUCUUUGGGUCGGUGCUGGGGACUAUUGUUGUUCUUGUUGUUGUUAUUGUGCCGUCUGCUAUCUUUGGGACUAGGCAGUCUAGGCCUCAGUAUAGGCCGCCUCGGAAUCCGUAUAUCUCUUGA
Molecule: messenger RNA, 489 nt
Organism: Penicillium bovifimosum
Lineage: Eukaryota; Fungi; Ascomycota; Eurotiomycetes; Eurotiales; Aspergillaceae
Exons: 1
Coding region: 1-489 (162 amino acids)
Source: RefSeq, a predicted model, not a curated record